AUUUAUUUCAACAAACCGCAAAGGAGUGUUGAAGUGUGUCAAGCGCGUGUUAGUUGUAUUCACUGCAUUUAAACUUUAUAUAAACUGACAGUCAGUCGACGCACAUAGAGCAGGUAAAUUCUGCUCCCUAGCUUUAAAUGUACAUACAGCUAACAGAUAGAUUGAACUGUGAUAUUUUGGAUGAGAUAAACAACUAUAUCAUGUGGACCUGAUGGAACAGAUGGGAGUCACGAUGCUCCACAGUAACCCUCUGCAAGCUGCUUGGCUGUGUAGUCUGCUCGCUGUUCAGGUCCUCAGCUGCCCAGAUUCCUGCAUCAAGUGUUCAGGCCCAGAAAAUGACCAGUGUGAGCAAUGCAGAGCAGGAUGGACACUCCACAAUAACACCUGUGUAGACAUUGAUGAGUGUGGCACUGAGCUUGGCACCUGUCCUACAAACAGAUACUGCUUCAACACAGAGGGUUUGUUUGAGUGCAGAGAUUGUGACUCAGCCUGUGUGGGCUGUAUGGGCAGUGGACCAGCACGCUGCAGGAAGUGUGCCUCUGGUUACACAUUAACAGGGUCCAAAUGUUUGGAUAUAGAUGAAUGCAGUGACAGGGUACUUGCCUGUCAUGGUCUGGAUGAGAUCUGUACCAACACAGAAGGCUCUUUCCGCUGUGACUGUGCUGAUGGAUUCAUCCGCAAAGAUGGUGUCUGUGUGAAGAAGCAACAGCCUCGCGUUCAGGAGAAAGGUCUGUUUGAGGAUAUACAGGAUGACGAGGUGCAGGUGCUGCAGCAGAUGUUCUUUGGUGUUGUGCUUUGUGCUCUGGCAACAUUAGCUGCGAAAGGAGAUAUGGUCUACACAUCUGUAUUUAUGGGGGCCGUUGCAGCCAUGGCUGGUUACUGGCUUUCUGACAGGGGGGACCGUUUGUUAAACAACUUUGUCAGGGGACGUUAACACCAAAAGUGUGAAAAACAGAUUGUACAUGCUGUAUGACAAUGCCUUAAACAAUCACUCUUCAGACAAAUCAAAUCAAUCUUAUGCAUUAACUUUUAUUAUCAACAAUAUUUGUUAUUGAUAUGAAAGCUAUUUUGCUCUGCAAUGUGUUCAUGAUUUUCACACUUUUCUAUCUGUUAGAGAAAUUGUUGUGGUAAACUUUAACCACUGAACUGUUGUGAACAAAAUGUAAAAAAUACAUGGUGCUAAAGGUGUUUGUGCAGAACCAACCUUUCCUGGAGAAGUGACCAUUUUCUCUGUCCCUGCAGCUUCUCUACGCCGACUACAUACUUUUCUUUUUCCCCAACUGACUGGGAUUGGUCUUUUUUUGAGUUUUCAUUCUGUAACACAGUGUCUGUGGCAUAGAGCUUCUCAAAAUGAAUGUGGUUGUUUAUUCUUGACCUUUUCAAAUGUAGUUGAAAAAGCUUUAUUUAAGAGGCACUUACUAGUUUAUGGUCUGGAGAUUUGUAACUGUAACUAGCUGGGGAUUGAGUUGGUUUUAAUGUAAAUAGUCUCCAGUGACUGAAAGACUGUAAGGUUUAGUAGAAAGUUGUUAAGGCUUUAGACAUUUUUCAGCAGAUGCCUUGUUUUGAUAUUCGGAGCAAAUACAAUAACAUGUUAGUAACUGUAGAUUGAUUUAGGAUUGAUUUAAAGCUUGCUUGGACUUGCUGUAUCAAAGACAUUAUAUUUGCACACUCGAAAAAUAAAUGUUUUACCUGUACUAAAAUGUAGUAUAUCAUAACAUUGUAAUGCCCCUUUU
Molecule: messenger RNA, 1733 nt
Organism: Eleginops maclovinus (Patagonian blennie)
Lineage: Eukaryota; Metazoa; Chordata; Actinopteri; Perciformes; Eleginopidae
Gene: creld1a
Product: protein disulfide isomerase Creld1
Exons: 6
Coding region: 212-934 (240 amino acids)
Molecular function (GO): calcium ion binding
Source: RefSeq, a predicted model, not a curated record